Molecule: messenger RNA, 4524 nt
Organism: Culicoides brevitarsis
Lineage: Eukaryota; Metazoa; Arthropoda; Insecta; Diptera; Ceratopogonidae
Gene: CPSF1
Product: cleavage and polyadenylation specificity factor subunit 1
Exons: 4
Coding region: 158-4438 (1426 amino acids)
Cellular component (GO): nucleus; mRNA cleavage and polyadenylation specificity factor complex
Molecular function (GO): protein binding; nucleic acid binding
Source: RefSeq, a predicted model, not a curated record
AGCGAAAAGCAUUUCCUCGGUAAAAAUUCGUAAAUUUUCACACAUAUUGCUGAAAAAUAUGUUAAAUAAGUCCCUUUGAGCGCCAAGGAAGUGAAGAAGAUUCAAGGAAAAGUCAAGUUUUGGAAGGAAACCAAGGAAAUUAUCAGAAACCGGCAACAUGUUUUCAAUUUGCAAGCAAACACAUCCCGCUACAGGCAUUGAACACUCGAUAACAUGCCAUUUCUUCAACAAUGUCGAAGAAUCUUUGGUCACAGCGGGUGCUAACAUCCUCAAAGUGUACCGAAUGCGACCGGAUGUCGAUCCCUCAACGAGCAACGAGAAGUAUUCAGACCUUCGUCCGCCCAACAUGCGAUUGGAAUGUCUCGCCACCUAUACUCUAUUUGGCAACGUAAUGUCCUUGCAAUCCGUUUCUCUGACGGGAUCUCCUCGCGAUGCCCUGCUAAUCAGCUUUUCCGAUGCCAAAUUGUCCGUUGUGCAACACGACCCGGACACGUACGAGCUAAAAACCCUCAGUUUGCAUUAUUUCGAGGAAGAGGACAUCCGCGGCGGAUGGACCGGCAAUUAUCACAUCCCAAUUGUGCGAGUUGAUCCCGACAACAGAUGCGCUGUGAUGCUGGUUUAUGGCAGGAAACUCGUGGUGUUGCCGUUUCGCAAGGACACCGGCUUAGAUGAGAUUGAAAUUACGGACGUGAAACCGAUGAAAAAGACUCCGACGGCAAUUAUCACGAAAACGCCCAUUUUAGCGUCGUAUAUCAUCACGUUGAAGGACCUGGAUGAGCGAAUUGAUAAUGUCAUCGAUAUCCAAUUCUUGCAUGGGUAUUAUGAACCAACGUUGCUGGUGUUGUACGAGCCUGUUAGAACGUUCCCGGGUCGAAUCGCCGUUCGACAGGAUUCUUGCAUGAUGGUCGCUUUGUCGUUGAAUAUCCAACAAAGAGUGCAUCCGGUAAUCUGGAGUGUCCAAAAUUUGCCGUUCGAUUGCUUCAAAGCGAUUCCUUUGAAAAAACCGAUUAACGGAUGUCUCGUAAUGGCCAACAAUGCGUUGAUUUAUUUGAACCAAAGUGUCCCCCCAUAUGGAGUGAGUUUGAAUAGUAUUGCCGAUCACAGCACGGCUUUCCCGCUAAAACCUCAAGAUGGCGUCAAAAUAAGCUUGGAUUGCGCUCAAGUGGAGUUUAUUGAUAAUGACAAGUUGGUUCUGUCCCUCAAUAAUGGCGAGUUGUACGUUUUGACGCUUUGUGCCGAUUCAAUGAGAAGUGUGAGAAGUUUCCAUUUCAGCAAGGCAGCUUCCAGUGUCUUGACUUGUUGCAUCUGCGUCUGCCAGGAAGAGUAUCUUUUCUUGGGAUCACGUCUCGGAAACAGUCUUUUGCUGCAUUUCAAGGAAAAAGACGAAAGUACCGUCAUCACAAUCGACGACACCGAUGGCAUCGACAAAGAAAUCGUGAAACGCCCGCGACUCGAGCAAGAAGAAUUCGAAGUGUACGGCACCGGACAAAAAACUUCCGUGCAACUUACGAGUUAUGUGUUCGAAGUUUGUGACAGUUUACUAAAUAUCGGUCCAUUAUCACACAUGGCAGUCGGUUUGAGGAUGAUCGCCGACGAACAUGCCGAAGACACUCCCGAGGAAUCUUACGAAAAUAUCCACUUGGAGAUCCUAGCGGCAUCGGGACAUGCCAAAAACGGCGCCUUAACCGUUCUUCAGAGCUCGUUGAAGCCCCAAUCCAUCACGAGUUUCGAUGUUUCGGGGUCUCUGGAUGUCUGGACUGUCGUUGAUGAGUCCGUAAAACGACCGGAAAAUGGCGAAUCGAGUCACGCUUUCAUGAUUUUGACGCAGGACAACUCGACGAUGGUGCUGCAAACGGGACAGGAGAUCAACGAGAUACAAAAUACGGGAUUUGCGUGUAAUUUGCCGACAAUUCACGUGGGAAAUGUCGGAAAUAAUCGAUAUAUCGUGCAAGUGACGACGAAAUCCGUUAGAUUGCUGCAAGGAACGCGGAUAAUUCAAAAUAUUCCGAUUGAUGUGGGAUUUCCGGUGACAAGUUGUUCCAUUGCGGAUCCCUAUGUUUGUAUCCGGACCCAAAAUGGUCAAGUUAUAACGUUGGCGUUGCGUGACACGAAGGGCAUGAGUCGGUUAGCUGUCAAUAAAAACACAAUUUCAAGUUCGCCACCGAUUAUUGGCAUGUGUUGCUAUAAAGAUGUGUCCGGACUGUUCACUACGAAGAUGGAUCACAACAACGACUUCAAAAAUGCAUAUUCCUCGGGCUUUGGAGCGAUGAAAAGUGAAAAAGUGCUACUCAUCGAUGAUGAAGAAGACUUGUUAUACGGCGAAUCGGGCAACGCGAUGAAGAUGAAUAGCAUGGCAGACAUGGUCAUUAAAGCAACUAUCAAAAAUUCUGAUUGGUGGCGUCGAUUAAUGCAAGUUUUCAAGCCAACUUAUUGGGUUUUUGUGACUCGCGACAACGGAAAUAUGGAAAUUUACUCGAUGCCGGACCUGAAAUUGACUUAUUUAGUCAACAACGUCGGAAACGGGAAUCAUUUUCUCGCAGAUUCGAUGGAAUUUGUCCCAAUUAUUGCGCAAACGAAGAAAGAACCUGGUGUGGCAGCAGAACCUCAAGCCCCACAAGCGCCAAUAAAUUAUAAUAACGUGCCCGUGCAGGAAAGUACGAUGCCACGAGAGAUUUUUGUCGUCGGUUUGGGACAUUGUGGGUCGAGACCGUUGCUUUUCAUCCGUUUGGACAACCAAAUUCUCGUUUACGGCGUUUAUCGGUACGGAAAAGGACAUCUAAAGAUCCGUUUUGUCAAAAUUAAUCACGAUAUGUUGUACUACGAAGCACCAAAAAGUACCGUGGAAGAUCUCACAGAUGACGACACCUUUAAAACAUCGAAGAAAAAUGUCAUGAAAUUCAGAUUUUUCAAUAAUGUCGCCAAUAUGAGUGGUUUGGCGAUUUGUGGUGAACAAUCGUAUUUCGUAUUUAUGACGGCAAGAGGUGAACUUCGAACGCAUCGCUUGUACGCGAACAAUCCAAUGCGAACAUUUGCAGCUUUUAACAACAUCAACUGUCCAAAUGGGUUCAUUUACUUUGAUGACUCGAACACACUUCAAAUUUCGAUCCUUCCGACGUAUCUCACCUACGACUCGCACUGGCCCAUUCGGAAAAUUCCCAUGAGAUGCACGCCAGGUCACGUGGUUUAUCAUAACGAGCAUAAAGUUUACUGCGUUUGCUUGAAUCAUCAAGAAGUUAGUAACAAAUAUUUCCGAUUUAAUGGCGAGGAUAAGGAAUCGACGGAGGAAAAUAAGGGAGAACGAUUUGUGUAUCCGACCGUGGAUAAAUUCGAAAUUGUUCUUGUGUCGCCGGAGACGUGGGAAAUUGUGCCAGAAACGAAUAUUGAUCUCGAUGAGUGGGAACACGUGAUUAGCUUGAAAAAUGUCAGUUUGGCGUACGAAGGCGCGUUGUCGGGAUUGAAGGAAUAUAUUGCUGUUGGCACAAAUUAUACUUAUAGUGAGGAUAUUACGUCACGUGGAAGGAUUUUACUGUACGACAUCAUCGAAGUCGUUCCGGAGCCUGGAAAGCCGAUGACUAAAUUCAAGUUCAAAGAAGUCCUUUCAAAAGAUCAAAAAGGUCCUGUUUCCGCCAUCACUCACGUUUUGGGAUUACUUGUUUGCGCUGUUGGACAAAAGAUUUAUUUGUUCCAACUGAAAGACAACGACAUCAGUGGCGUGGCAUUUAUCGAUGCGAAUAUUUACAUUCACGAAAUGGUUUCCGUCAAAUCGCUCAUUCUCGUCGCCGACAUGUACCAAUCCAUUAGUAUUUUACGUUUCCAAGAGGAAUACCGAACACUUUCUGUCGUUUCACGUGAUUUUAAUCGUUUAAACGUCUAUGGCAUCGAAUUUGCAGUCGAUAACAACAAUUUAGGAUUUAUUGCGACAGACGAUCAAGCGAACAUUUUGAUAUACAUGUACCAACCGGAAUCGAGAGAAUCCUUCGGUGGCCAGAAAUUAAUCAAAAAGGCGGAUUAUCAUUUGGGACAAAAAAUUAAUGCCAUGUUCCGUGUGCAGUGUGACUUCCGCGAGAUGGACGAGAACAAGAGGAAUUACAAUUACGACGGCAAACACGUGACAAUUUUCUCCACGCUCGACGGCGGCUUGGGAUAUCUCGUGCCGCUGCCCGAAAAAACCUACCGACGACUUUUCAUGUUGCAAAAUGUCUUGGUGACACACAUUCCGCAUCUCGGGGGUCUCAAUCCGAAAGCGUAUCGCACAAUUCGGACGAUGAAAAAAGGCUUGAACAAUCCCGCGAGAUGCAUCGUUGACGGGGAGCUCGUGUGGCACUUUAACAACUUGCCGGCGCACGAAAAACACGAAGUUGCGAAGAAAAUUGGCACAAAAGUCGACGAAAUUUUAGGGGAUUUGCUCGAACUCAAUAGUGUGACGUCAUUAUUUUAAGGAAUACAAAAUACCUACACUUUUAUUGUACAAUCAAUCAUUUAAGAAAACCCUAAUCGUUAGAAUAAAACCGAAUCUUAUCUCUA